UAUCACUACUGGAUUUUUCAUUUCAUUUGUCUUCCUCUUUUCCUCAAAUAAUGUCUAAUACUAAAAUGAUUACUUGUAAUAAUAACGUAACAAUAUUGAUAAUCGUGAACUUUAUAACAUUAGUUCAUGGUGCAUCAAAAGUACCUUGCUAUUUUAUUUUUGGUGAUUCAUUACUUGAUAAUGGGAAUAAUAACAACCUAAAUACACAAGCAAAGGCUAAUUAUCCACCUUAUGGCAUCGAUUUCCCCAAUGGACCUACUGGACGAUUCACAAAUGGACGCAAUAUGGCUGAUAUUCUUGGGCAACUAUUAGAAUUUGAUAACUACAUUCCACCUUUUGCAAGUGCAACUGGUAAGGAGAUCUUGCAAGGUGUAAAUUAUGCCUCUGGUUCAGCAGGAAUUCGUAACGAGACGGGAAGUCAUCUCGGCAAUCGAAUAUAUUUGGAUUUGCAACUUGAAAACCAUCACAACACAAUUUUAAGAAUGGUGGAUUUAGUGGGCAAUAGAGCUGCAACCAAUGCACACUUGAACACAUGUUUGUACAUUGUUGGAAUAGGUAGCAAUGACUACAUCAACAACUACCUUGCACCCAAACAUUACUCAACAAAUAGUUUGUACACACCAAGUCAAUAUGCAACAUUAUUGGUACAACAAUAUGGUCAACAACUAAAGACUUUAUAUGAAGAUGGAGCAAGGAAAAUAGCCCUAUUUGGAUUGCCCCAAAUAGGUUGCAUUCCUCAAGAGUUACAAAAACACAAUACAAGAAAGUGUGUGGAUUCAACAAAUGAGGCAAUUCAACUAUUCAAUGAGAAGCUCAAGUCUCUUGUAACUGAUCUGAAUACCAACUUCCCACAAGCAAAAUUCACCUAUAUAAAUAUGUAUAGCAUUUCAUCACUUAUGAGUACUCUUAGUUUCUUGAAUUAUCCAUGCUGCAAAGUUUCGACUACAACGGCUGAAGGACAAUGUGUUUCUGGACAAGCUCCAUGCCACCUUAGGGCAGCACAUGUGUUUUGGGAUAAUUUUCAUCCUACAGAGAAUGGAAAUAUAAUUGCUGUUAUGAGAGCAUACAAUGCUUUUCUACCUUCAGAUAGUUAUCCUAUGGAUAUUAGUCAUUUGAUUGAGAGUGGAUAGUAGCCAAUCUGAAGUUUACUGUUAGUACAAAUAGAUUUAUGGUUUAGUUCUAGUUGUCUAAUGGAAAUAGCUAGCCUCUCUAGUUUCUACAUUCACAAGAUAGAGGUAAGGUUGUGUAUACAUCACCUCUCGUGGAAUAGAACUGCACUGAGUAUGUUGUUGUUUUUUAGAUUUUUUUGAAGGUUGUAAUGAUCUGUAUGUAAACGAGUUGUUCUCCCAUUUUGAGCUACAAAUAAUGGAAUAUGUAAAUGAGUUGUUGAUGACUA
Solanum pennellii is the source of this 1396-nucleotide messenger RNA. Its product is annotated as GDSL esterase/lipase At1g29670-like. The coding region runs from base 51 to 1130 and encodes 359 amino acids. The transcript has 5 exons. NCBI's taxonomy places the organism in Eukaryota, Viridiplantae, Streptophyta, Magnoliopsida, Solanales, Solanaceae. The record is from RefSeq and is a predicted model, not a curated record. Gene Ontology annotation, molecular function: hydrolase activity, acting on ester bonds.